UUUCGCUUGUCAACGGCAGAAACGACUUGUGAGACUCAGCGAGAAGAGCUAAGGAAUAUUGCAAACCCAAGCGACAUUUGGAUUAUACUUUUGAUCAAUCACGAACUGGAUUUAAGCAUUUCUGAAGCUUCUUUGGAAACGUGUUGGAUUAUUUAGAAAGCAAAAUGACCCUGGAAGAACUCGUUGGAUGCAACAUUACUGAUAAAAAAAUGGACACAGUGAGCCAAGCAUUAGAAGAGCUGCUGGUUGCAGCACAGAGACAGGACUGUCUGACAGUCGGUGUUUAUGAAUCUGCAAAACUUAUGAAUGUAGAUCCAGACUGUGUAGUAUUGUGCGUACUGGCGACCGAUGAAGAAGAUCUAGACGAUAUCGCGCUGCAGAUUCACUUCACGCUCCUGCAAGCCUUCUGCUGCGACAACGACAUCAACAUCCUGCGGGUGUCCGGUCUGAGGCGCCUCGCGCAGGUGCUCGGCGAGCCCAGCACAGUUGAUAACAGCGAGCCGAGAGACUUCCACUGCAUCCUGGUCACUAAUUCUCAAUGCCAACCACUGAAGUGCCAGGCGUUGAAAGACGUGGGCAACUACUGCGUAGAGAGCCGCUGCAAAAACCAAUGGAUCCCUUAUCUGUCCCUGCAAGAGCGCUGAACAAUGUGCACAGCUGUCAUGAAAGGAUGAACGAGUCUUUCACUGAGAAAGAAAAGAAAAGAAUACGGGCUCGGCACCGGCCGCCGUUGACUAAUGCGUCACGUAACGGGGCUGAGAGAGAGAGAGAGAUAGUGGAUCUCUUGCUGUGCUAACGGUACAUUCCACCCUGCCUCGUGUCCUCCGUGGGGGAAAAGUGGUCGUUUUGGUAGCGGAGGAACCCGAGCUGUAGGAACAUGAACUGUACGGGACUGCCCGUCGGCGCAAGCUGUGAUGGAGAACUUGCAUGCGGGUGGCGUGGGCGCGCGCGCCCCCCGGUUUCAUACGUGCAAUGGGAUGGAAAGCGAGUGCACGUCAGCGUGUUGAUGGUUCAAUAUCGCUGAGUGUGGGACUAACGUGCUUUGGAAAUGAAUGUUCCGUUUACGUACUGGACAAAUAUGAACUGCAGUAGCAAUAUGCCUAUACAGUAUAUGCUACACGUGGACUUUAUUGCACAGAGAUAUACAGUGUUUGCAAAACAAAAUGAAUUCAGCUAUUGUUAUGCAUACUAUUCAUUGUUGUAACUUAUUUACAGUAAUUUAAAUAUAGAGUAAUAUAUGCAUUUAUGCUCUUGUCAAAUGCAACAUUGUUUCAAUAAAUUAUUGAUUGAGAAUUGGA
Molecule: messenger RNA, 1298 nt
Organism: Misgurnus anguillicaudatus (oriental weatherfish)
Lineage: Eukaryota; Metazoa; Chordata; Actinopteri; Cypriniformes; Cobitidae
Gene: gadd45ba
Product: growth arrest and DNA-damage-inducible, beta a
Biological process (GO): regulation of cell cycle
Cellular component (GO): cytoplasm; nucleus
Source: RefSeq, a predicted model, not a curated record